Molecule: messenger RNA, 1556 nt
Organism: Salvia miltiorrhiza (redroot sage)
Lineage: Eukaryota; Viridiplantae; Streptophyta; Magnoliopsida; Lamiales; Lamiaceae
Product: tetraketide alpha-pyrone reductase 1
Exons: 5
Coding region: 306-1313 (335 amino acids)
Molecular function (GO): oxidoreductase activity, acting on the CH-OH group of donors, NAD or NADP as acceptor
Source: RefSeq, a predicted model, not a curated record
AAUCUUGUACAAGUUCAACCCGAACUAAAUUCUUGGCUCCAUCAUUUGGGCCUAAUUAGGUCCAUCACCUGCUUCCAUUCAACUCUAAAUUUAAUUUCUAAAACCUUGAGCUUGGAGCUACCAAUAUGUGUGUUCAUACUUUUAGCUUUCCUUGCCUACUUCCAAACUACACGCAGUCCACACACAUUUGGUACCACCGCCCCAUAUUUGAUUUAUUAAGUUGAGAAUCACUCAACACAAGCUUUAAAUUUAGUUUAAAUAUAGAUAUAUAUACUCCACAAAUUUGUUUGCAAGUGAUAGAUUCAAUGGAGGAAAAGAUGAAGGAUUGGGAGGGGAAGAAAGUAUGCGUGACUGGUGCUGCUGGUUUUGUAGCUUCGUGGCUUGUGAAGCGCCUUCUUCUUUCUGGUUAUCGCGUGAUCGGAACGGUGAGAGAUCCAGAUGACGAGAAGAAAGUGGGGCAUCUUCUAAGGCUGGAGGGCGCGAGAGAGAGGCUCCAACUAGUGAGAGCCGAUCUGAUGGAGGAAGGAAGCUUCGACAACGCCAUUUUAGGAUGCCAUGGAGUUUUCCAUCUCGCGUCGCCCGUGCUUGGCCAGCCUAAGUCCGAUCCAAAGGCUGAGAUACUGCAACCGGCGAUCGAUGGGACGUUGAACGUGCUGCGCUCGUGCAAGAAGAAUCCAUGGCUGAGGCGCGUGGUUCUCACAUCUUCGUCCUCGACGGUGAGGAUACGAGACGAUCUCCUUCCCGGCGUGCCGCUGGAUGAGUCUUCCUGGAGUAGCGAGGAGCUCUGUGAGAACCUCAAGAUCUGGUAUCCACUGUCGAAAACUCUGGCUGAGAAGGCAGCAUGGAAAUUCUGCGAGGACAACGGCAUAGAUCUGGUGACCCUCAUCCCCUCAUUUGUGGUUGGACCAAGCUUGCCCCCUGUUUUGAGCUCCACAGCAUCUGACGUGCUUGGUUUGCUCAAAGGAGAGAGGGAAAAGUUUGAGUUUCAUGGAAGAAUGGGAUAUGUUCACAUUGAUGAUGUUGCGUUGAGCCAUAUUCUGGUUUACGAGAAGGAAAACGCACGAGGCCGCUAUCUCUGCACCUCUACGGUUCUCGACAUUGACGAGUUAGCUGCAAAACUCGCACCACGCUAUCCGGCUCUACCAAUCCCCAAAACGUUUAAGAAAGUUGAGAGACCACACUAUGACUUCGACGUCUCAAAAAUCAAGGGCUUGGGAAUGAGAUUCAGAUCAAUCGAAGAAAUGUUUGAUGAUUGUGUUCACUUUUUCACCAUGCAAGCCCUUCUCUCUCCACUCUCACAACCUUCAUCUUGACUCUUGAGGGCAUAAUUAAUUAUAAGCCAUGUUUAUCUAUAUUUCAAACCUCAAAUAUUAGUAGCUUCUGUUUGAACUAGCUACAAAUUAAAAAAAAAAAAAAAAUGUUAUAUCAAGAAAUUAUCGUGUUAUACUACUCGUGAGAUGUUAUAUAAUGUUAUAUAACUACUCGUGAGUGAUCUAAUUUGUGUGACCAACGAUAAAUAUUCAGUAAAUGUAUAAUGAAAGUGAUAUCAAUGAUAA